This is a messenger RNA of Pogona vitticeps (central bearded dragon), 2837 nucleotides long. Its product is annotated as dual specificity testis-specific protein kinase 1. Gene Ontology annotation, molecular function: protein serine/threonine kinase activity; ATP binding. Lineage: Eukaryota; Metazoa; Chordata; Lepidosauria; Squamata; Agamidae. Gene Ontology annotation, biological process: protein phosphorylation; actin cytoskeleton organization. Gene Ontology annotation, cellular component: nucleus; cytoplasm. The record is from RefSeq and is a predicted model, not a curated record.
GGAGCCCGGGUCGGAAGGAGCCCUUUCCCUCCGCUCAGCGGCUCCGAAGGAGCGUCGGGGGGAGGAGGACCGGGCAUGCGGUUGGAGCCCCAGCGCUUGCCUGCAAAGGAGUAGGAGGGGAGGUCCCGAUACCGUGGGGCAGCUUGGGGGUGACCUCCAGGCCCGUGGAAAGAGAGAGGAUGCGUCAGGGUAGUGACCAGGCAUUAAGUCUCCGCAUAUGCGCUUCCUUCUGGACCAGUGGUUUUACCUCCAGUAAGGCAGGGAUGGGGUGAAGAUGAAAGAUUCUGCUGGCAUGGACUCUCUUUACCACCUCCCUCCACCAGCCCCCAUCCCUACCAUGUGCGAAAUGGGGCUGGUCUCCCCAGAGCUGUCAAGUCCCCCCGCCUAUUACAAGGAGGCGCCGGACGCCUACUGCCAGGAUGACCGGUGGCAAAGGCUGCGCACGGCGGUCAGGAGGCUGGAAUUCUGGGAGAACUUUGACGCCGAACUGAUCGGGAGCGGCUUCUUCUCCAGAGUGUACAAGGUAGCUCCAAGCGCUGGGAGCAAAGCGAUGGUGGUGAAGAUCUACAAGAACGACGCGGACCAGGAAGGGAUUGUGCGGGAGAUCAGCUUGCUCCAGAAGCUCUCCCACCCCAACAUUGUCAGGUAUCUUGGAAUCUGUGUGAAGGAUGACAAGUUAUACCCAAUUCUGGAGUAUGUGAAUGGCGGAUGCUUAGAAGAACUCUUGUCUUGCAAAGAUGUCUCUCUCAGCUGUAAGGAGAAAGUGGAGCUUGCUUCGGACAUCACCCGAGGGAUGGUCUACCUGCACUCCAAGAACAUCUACCACCGGGACCUCAACUCCAAAAACUGCCUCAUUCGAGUGACCCCACGAGGACGAGAGGCUGUGGUGACAGACUUUGGCUUGGCCAAAGAAGUGACAGAGCCAUCAACCAAAGAUCCAGAGAGGAAGCUUUCUCUGGUGGGCUCGGCCUUCUGGAUGGCUCCCGAGAUGUUACGAGGGGAACCCUACGACCGGAAGGUGGAUGUCUUCUCCUUUGGCAUCGUCUUGUGCGAGAUUCUGGGGAGGAUCCCGGCUGACCCUGAGGUGCUGCCCCGGACUCAGGAUUAUGGCCUAGAUGUGGUGGCCUUCCAAGACCUGAUUGGUGAAUGUCCUAAGCGAGUUUUGGAUUUGGCCGCCAGCUGCUGCAGGGUGGAAGCCUUCAAGCGUCCAUCAUUCUCGGAGGUCCUGGAAGAACUGGAAGACACAGCAGAGCAUCUAGAGUCCGCCACAGAAAACCAGUCUCCAGGUUGAAGCAACCAGUGGCCGCUGGACUGUAAAUGGACUUGUGUAUCUCAGAACGAAGGGGUGAGAGGUGGGGAGAAGGGCCUUCAAGAGAACGUGCCAAGGGUGCCUUUCCCUGCUCCCACACCUCCGCCAGAUUUGUACCGUGGAAGAUGAAACAACUUCAUCCCCAGCCAGCUUCCAACCCCAGACCACUGCAAACUCUCCUAAAGGUGGAGAAAACAACAUUUAUCUGGCUUCAGGUUCUUACAGAGGAGGAAGCAGCAAGCACGACGGCCUGGGAGGAAUGUUUCCUCUGCUUGCUGUACAAGCGCUUGCCAAGGAAAUACGUUGUGAUGACUCAAGCCAGUGAGCCAAGCUGGGUGCUGCACGAGAAAGAUAAACCUGCCAUAGUCCCUAGCCAACAUGCUUUAGCAGCCUGUCUUGCUGUUUGUAGUCCCCUGGGUCCUGCUGAUGAUUUCUCUGCCUGGUCCAUCCUACCAGCUGGCGAACAGCAAAUGGAGGAAAAUAUUUCUUUCUGCAGAACAUGUGGGAGCUAAUGCAGUGUCAUCUCUCUCUCUCUCUCUCUCUCUCUCUCUGUUGACACCUUUGUUAUGAUGGCUAAGCAUGGACUCUCUCAAAGGGGAGGAACCAGCAGCAGGGGAGAGGCAAAGCAGGAAGGCUACUGCUUAAUGGCAGCGCCAGGCUUCCCUUGGGUGGGACUGAAGGAAUCUUCUCCCUCUGUUUCUGAGGUUGGAGCCUGGCCUUAUAACAGGCACAAGGCAGCCAAAAUAAGCAGCUCUGCUCCCUCUUUCUCCCUGCCACCCCACUCUAGAACACUUUUUGGUCAUAACCAACCUGUGACGUGACCUGUCUUGAGUCUCAAGAUCCCCUGUUCUCGGUCCAGCUGUAACCUGCUGUAUAUGCAGGAAGUAUUCCAGUUCAGUGGCAUGACAUCACAGGAUGUGGAUUGAGCAGCUUUUGGUCUAACCCAGGAGAAGGAACUUCCCUGUGUCCCUACUUAAUUAGUCCAUGAGGGCUAGAUACUUUGUUUUAAAGGAAAAGAACUCCUACUUAAACCUCUAGAGAGGUGCUGCCAGUCAGUGAUAAUGAUCCUGCACUACCUGAGCUGAUGGGCAGAUUUAAUGGGAGGCCACUUGAAUAUGCUGCUGGAGUUUUAGGCUCAAAACUAAACUAAACAUUAGAAGAGUAACUGCACCCUAAAUUGUUCCUGUUCCCCUGUGGGCAGCAGCCAGUGUAAUGAAGCAAGCUCAGAGGGUGGCACGAUGCCAUCACAGAGCAUCCCUUGCUUCCUCAGAUGUAACUGGAGAGCAAAGCAUGGGCAACUGGUAUGCAUUCCUUGCCAUGCCGUGCAUGAGGUGGUGGGUUUAUUAGGAGAAGGUUUUAGAAGUGCUGCACCUCCUACUGGCCAGGUUCUAAACCCCAGAACUGAGCAGCUAGCCUAACGUGACUUUAUUUCGGUGGUUCCUGUGGCCCAAGGCUAAGAAUAAUAAUAAAAGUAAUAAUAAUUCCACCUGACAUCUCUAAAAAUUAAUAAAUGACAUGUGAAAUCUUU